AUGAUGGGUGGCACACGGUCAAGAAAGGGAGGCGCGAUGCUGUGGAGGUGGGACUGGUGGCUCUUUGUGAAGUUGAGGAUGGGGAAGGAAGUGGAUGGUGGCAUUGCAGUGAGGGGAUGUGAGGCUGGACGAGGAGAGGCCGGGAGGUGCGACCAGAUUAGGGUGAAAUGGGAGAGGGAGAUGAAGAUGAGCAGUAAGGGAAAAAGAGAUGUGAAGGCUACUAUGUAUGAUGAUGGAUAUGGAUGUGGACCUCCAUGGUGGAUGAAGGAAGAAUUGUGUGAACAGUUGAGAGAUAGAGACCAAAAUGGGUGA
This is a messenger RNA of Sphenostylis stenocarpa, 312 nucleotides long. The record is from the annotation of a GenBank genome assembly. Lineage: Eukaryota; Viridiplantae; Streptophyta; Magnoliopsida; Fabales; Fabaceae.